GUGUCUCUCUCCAAAUUAAUAGCCUUUACAUUUUCUCUGAAGACAGUUUUCCCCGGGAAAAAUGUGCGUGCAUUGAAUGUCUUACGUUUUGCUUCUUCUUGUACGGUCAAAAACUUCUAGCCAAGUAAGAAAAACAAAACAAAAUCCUCCCAAUGAGAAAAACACAACAAAACCAAGCUUUGUGCACCUUGGAACCCUUAUAAUUUGAUGUUGUAGUUUGUGUCUGUGUUUUGAACAUUGAAGGUAGCCAGAAGAUAAUGUUUUUAUGAGGAAAUGUCAGCAUCAGAGAAUCGUCGAGAGAAGUUUACCGGCUUGACUCUUGAAGACGUAUUGGCCAAAAGGAGAUUAGACAAUCCGGCAACAACACCUAACCAACCACCUCCAUUAGACAAUCCGGCAACAACACCUAACCAACCACCUCCAUCCAAGAGUGGAACCUUAUUUGACAUUAUCAGAGAAGAUGAUACCAACAGAAAAGACCGUAGAUCUUGGAAAGCCUUCAAGGACAAGCUUCGACUCAAGCGCGCUGGCUCUGCUUGGACAUCAUCAAUUCAUAUUCCAACUUCAGACAUCCCUGUCCAAAAUCCAAACAGUAGAAGUUUUUCCCAAUUAGGACGUCGCGACUCGGUUCGAAUACAAUCUCACCACGAUUCAGACAUGUCAACCCAGCCCAUGACUCACCAAGUGGACGACCUUGACCCAUCGGAGGGCAACCAUGCUCCGGCCACUAAACCUCAGUUCAGUCGCCGAAGCUCCACCCGUUUCUCCGCCAACUCCCCAGACAAUUUUCCUAGUGGGGCAAAUCUCCGGCAACAACUCUCACGACGAAAUUCCACCAAUGUGUCGUCGGAGCCGUUUCACCGAGGACGUGUGGUGACUUUUCGGGACAGCUUCGAUGAUGAUGAACCUGACGAUGACGACAAGAACCUAGACAUAGGGAGGACACUUUCAGCGAGGGAGGCUGUGGCAGCACAGGAGGCGGCAGAAGCUGCAGCAGUGGCAGAUGCAGAAGCUUCAGGAGGGCAUCCAACGAUGAUGUCGCUAAUGGACUUACUGGAGGAGACUGAUAGAGAGAUGGGAUUAGAAGGGUCAAGGUAUGUAUUGAGUGAUGAUGAAGACUUUGAUGACGAUGAUGAAGGUGAAGAUGAUGAUGAGCAUGGAGAAGGUGCUAUGGAAGGCACUUGUUGUAUUUGCAUGGUGAAGCACAAGGGUGCUGCUUUCGCACCUUGUGGCCACAGUUUCUGCAGGAUGUGUUCAAGGGAGCUUAUGGUGGCUAAGGGAAAUUGUCCACUCUGCAAUAAUUUCAUUACAGAGAUUCUUGAGAUAUUCUGAUUUUUUGUUUUUUUGUUUUCAUGUUCCGGGAUCUCUUUUGUUUGAGCUGCACAAUUGAAGUUCUGAGAUAGUGAAAAGCAUGAAUGUUCUAAUUAGAUUAUAUACAUCAUCACUAUCAGAGCUCCAGAUAAUCAAAUAGCUGAACGUGUGCUUCCAACAAA
Messenger RNA from Lathyrus oleraceus (garden pea), 1493 nucleotides. RefSeq lists its product as uncharacterized. The transcript is spliced from 2 exons. The record is from RefSeq and is a predicted model, not a curated record. Bases 274 to 1332 code for a protein of 352 amino acids. Lineage: Eukaryota; Viridiplantae; Streptophyta; Magnoliopsida; Fabales; Fabaceae.